AGUUCUGUGAUCUCUGGAUUUGUAACACUUGUGAAAAUCUUGAUGAAAACGAUCUAGCCCUACUCAAUGCAUCAACUAAUGGAACUCACUGGUACUGUCACAAAUGUGAACCGCAGGUUAAUUACAUUAUUGAGCAAGCCAAAUCAGGUAUUUUUGAUGUUGCAAAAUCUGUAGCAAACUCCCUAAUGUCAAUCAAGAAAGACCAGAGUCUGACAAAGAAAAGCGUUGAUUCAGUCUCAAUUAAAGUUAAAAAUCUCCAAGAUUUGUACAACAAUGUCUCUCAAAAAAUUGACACAUUCAAUGAGUCAGCAAAAGAGAUCAAUUUAGGGAAGGGAGCAGUUGAAAACUCACUAAAGGAAGUUGCCCAGCUUAGUAGGUCAUUCUCUUCAGUAGUGAAAAAGUCUGAGAACAAAAUAUACCCAAAUGUUGCUGAAUCAGUAAGAAGCGGUUUUAAAAGUGUCAAUGAUCAAGAAAGACGCAGGAAGAACAUCAUUCUCCAUAAUCUAGAAGAGUUCACCUCACUUGAAUUCGGAACUGCAGAAUCACAGGACCUAGAGGAAGUCAAACAGAUCUUCGAAGAUGGCCUCGAGCUUCCCAACAUCCAGAUAGUAAAAACAAUAAGAUUAGGUAGAAAACUCAACAAACCAAGGCUCCUUCUUGUCAUGAUGAAAGAUGACAACUACACUGGACAAAUACUGUCCCGCUCACGCAAACUCAGGUAUGAAGGACGGUGGACCAAUGUGUACAUCCACCCAGACCUAUCGCCAGAAGAUCGAGAGAUCUCCAGAAAACUGAGAGAGGAAUUGAAAGAGAGAAGGGAAGCAGGAGAAGAAAAUCUCACUAUCAGACGAGGGAAAAUAGUAUGUAUUACUCCCGACGUGGAAAAUCAACAAUAUCAUCGUGGAAAUACAACCCAAAGGACACGAGGCAGAGGUGGAACAGCCCCCAGAGGAGGUCUGUCACAACGUACCAACAGGGCCAUUCCCCCUAGGGUUCAAGAUCAUGAUAUGAAUCUCUGCUACCGAGAUGACACGACGCAAUACAAAUCAACCUCAUCUCUCACCACAACCAAAAGUGACAACAACCCUGCGCCCCAAUCCAAACGAAUCAAGAAGGACAAAUCUACGUCUAAGUCUGACGAUAAAGCAAAACCAAACCCCAAGCUAGAUUCAAAAUGUCCCACUGAAACCAAACCAACUGAUGCAAGGCCAAAAGAAUUUAAAAAGUCAACUAUGACACUGACCCCGAAAGACCAGCCAACCCCAAUUGAGAACUCCUUUAAAACCCUGUGUGAUCUUGGCCAGGAUGACACACCACAACUUGAUGAAGAUUUGGACACACUCGACACUUGCAGUGUUAUUAGCAGUAGUUCAGACAACACAGGCCCUUAUGAGAGUUCAGCUGAAAUUGAUGAAGUAACAUCCAUUGAUAAUCCGCCCAAUCCAGACAGCACCCAAACCCCAAUUACAUCAGUAUGGACCAGCCCUGCCCCACCCUUAUCACAAAACUGUGGAAAAGCUCUGAAUGAUCACGACGGCCUGUCCCAGGCCACGGGUGAACAGUGA
Molecule: messenger RNA, 1565 nt
Organism: Owenia fusiformis
Lineage: Eukaryota; Metazoa; Annelida; Polychaeta; Sabellida; Oweniidae
Source: the annotation of a GenBank genome assembly